CGCCGCACUUUUAAGUAGCCUUAAAUUAUGCCUGUCGACAAAAAAACGAUCAUACCUACAACUAUUUUUGGAGUGGUGUUCUUUGAAUUAAAUAUUAAAAAUUCAAAUCUUUUGGACUAAUCCAUUGAUGAAUCUGUGCAAUGUUGCUUUUAGUAACGAUAUAUCUCUUCGAGUGUACACAGGCACAGGCGGGACAGACCAGCCGCCCCAUGCAUGCCGCCAAAAUUCAAGUUAGAGGAAAGAAGAGCGAGCUUUCUGUUGUCGGUUGUAAACACUGAGCAGUAGCGUACUGCUUCAGCUUUAAGUUGUUGUUUUGUUACUCUAACACCACAAAUCUUGCCUCCGGAAUCAUCGUAGAGAGAACAGCCUGAAGAUGCACAUCAAGUCGAUUGUUAUUGAAGGAUUUAAGUCCUACGCCCAGAGGACGGAGAUCAACGGCUUUGACCCGCUUUUCAACGCCAUCACAGGACUGAACGGUAGCGGCAAAUCCAAUAUUUUGGACUCGAUAUGUUUCCUGUUGGGCAUUUCUAACCUUAGCCAUGUGCGAGCCUCCAACCUCCAGGACUUGGUUUACAAGAACGGGCAGGGUGGUAUCACCAAGGCCACUGUGUCUAUUACCUUUGACAACGCCAACAAAAGUCAGAGUCCUUUGGGAUUUGAGACCCAUGAUGAGAUCACCGUCACCAGACAGGUGGUGAUUGGUGGCAGGAACAAGUACCUCAUCAAUGGAGUCAAUGCCAACAACACCAGGGUGCAGGACUUGUUUUGCUCUGUUGGCCUCAAUGUUAACAACCCACAUUUUCUCAUCAUGCAGGGGAGGAUCACCAAAGUUCUCAACAUGAAGCCACCAGAGAUUCUUGCCAUGAUCGAGGAGGCAGCAGGAACAAGGAUGUAUGAGUGUAAAAAGAUCAGCGCCCAGAAAACAAUAGAGAAGAAGGAAGCAAAGCUAAAGGAGAUUCAGACCAUUUUGGAUGAAGAAAUUACCCCAACUAUGCAAAAACUGCAAGAGGAACGCUCCUCAUACUUGGAGUACCAGAAGCUGAUGCGUGAGAUCCAGCAUUUGUCCCGGCUCUACGUGGCCUGGUUGUUUGUGUGUGCAGAAGAAACAAAGGUGAAGUCAGCAGAGAACCUGAAGGUGAUGCAGGAUAACAUCACUAAGAUGCAAGCGAGCAUGGCUGAGAAUGAGAGCAAAGUCAAGGAGCUCUCUGCCCAGAUUCAGGAACUGCAGAAGAAAAAAGACCAGGAGGUGAACGGAGUAUUAAAAUCCCUGGAGGAGACUCUAUCCGAUGUGCAACGUGUGGAUGCUAAAGCUCAGAGUGCACUUGAUCUGAAAAAACAGAAUGUCAAAGAUGAAACCAAGAAGAGGCAGGAGCUUGUCAAGAGUAUGGAGGAGGACAAGAAAAUGCUUGUGGUGAAAGAAAAGGAGGUUUCCAAGUUUACAGAGCAGCUUCAGGCGCUACAAGAGGAGGGGAAGAAAGACAGUGAAGCUCUGGAAGCAGCUGAGCAGCAUUUUAGGGCUGUGUCAGCAGGCCUUUCUAGCAAUGAGGACGGAGAGGAGGCCACACUGGCUGGACAGAUGAUGACCUGCAAGAAUGACAUGAGCAAGGCCGAUACUGAGGCCAAGCAGGCCCAGAUGACCCUGAAGCAUGCACAGGCAGAGCUGAAGACCAAACAGGCUGAGGUGAAAAAGAUGGACAGUGGCUACAAGAAGGAUCAGGACGCCAUGCAGGCUGUCAGAAAACACAGAGAGAAACUAGAGGCUGAGCUAGCAAAACUCAACUAUGAAGAUGGAAAGGAGGAGAGUCUGCUGGAGAAGAGGAGACAGCUGUCCAGAGAGGUCUCUAAACUCAAAGAGACCUAUGAGCAUCUCAUGCAUCGCUUCCCCAACUUGCGCUUCGACUACAAGGACCCAGAGCGAGGAUGGGACCGCAGCAAAGUAAAGGGUCUGCUCGCGAACCUGAUCACAGUUCGUGAUGUGUCCUACUCAACCGGACUGGAGGUUGUUGCAGGAGGACGCCUCUAUAACAUUGUGGUUGACACAGAGGUGACUGGUAAAAAGCUGUUGGAGAAGGGAGAGCUACAGCGCAGGUACACCAUUAUCCCACUGAACAAGAUCUCUGCCAAGACACUCAAUGACAGAGUGGUCAAUGCUGCCAAGAGCCUGGUGGGAGAAGACAAUGUCCACACAGCUCUGUCACUGGUGGGUUAUGAAUCUGACCUGCGUAAAGCCAUGGAGUAUGUCUUUGGAUCAACACUGGUGUGUGACACCCUGGACAAUGCCAAAAGAGUGGCUUUUGAUAAACAGGUGAUGACUAAGACUGUCACUCUGGGAGGGGACAUCUUCGACCCUCAGGGAACUCUGAGUGGAGGUGCCCGCUCCCAGUCAGCAUCAGUUCUGUCCAGCCUGCAGGAGCUGAAGGACGUUCGUGACAACUUGAAUGAGAGGGAAGGCCAGCUUCAGGAAACGGAACGUCUACUGUCCAGCCUCAAGGGAAUCGCAGAGAAGUAUCGUCAGCUGAAGCAGCAGCACGAGCUAAAGGUGGAAGAGGAACAGAUUCUGCAGGCCAAAGUACAGCAGAGCUCUUUCCACCAGCAGCAAGAGGAGCUAGAGAGGCUGCGCAAAGCAAUUGAGGAAAGUGAGAAGACCCUGUGCCUCACCAAGGAUGUUCAGAAGCGGGCUGAAGAGAAGUACAAGGUGCUGGAGAACAAGAUGAAGAACGCUGAGGCAGAGAGGGAGAAGGAGCUGAAAGCCGCCCAGCAGAAACUCAAUGCGGCCAAGGCCAAAGCUGACGCCUUCAAUAAGAAGCUGAAGCAGAAGCAGCAGGAGUCUGAAGCCGUGGCCCUGGAGCUGGAGGAGCUACGGAGGGAGCAGGCGGGUUAUGAACAGCAGAUUCAGGCUGUAGAUGAAGCCAUGAAGGCCAUCCAGGAGCAGAUUGACAGCAUGGCUUGCACAGUUGCACAAAACAAGGAAGCCGUGCGUAAAGCUCAAGAGGAGCUCGCCAAACAGAAAGAAGUGAUCAUGGCUCAGGACAAAGACCUUAAGGCAAAGAGCUCAGAGGCCAAUAAAAUAAGGGAGCAGAGCAAUGAAGUUCAGCUGAAGAUCAAGGAACUGGAACACAACAUUAGCAAGCACCGCAAGGACAGCCAGGAUGCUGCUGACAAGGUGUCUCGGAUGCUGGAGGAACACGACUGGAUCCACUCAGAGCGCCAGUUCUUCGGCCAGCCCAACACGUCCUACGACUUCAAGACUAACAACCCCAAAGAAGCUGGACAGCGGCUGAAAAAGCUGGAAGAGACCACCUCCAAGCUGGAGAGAAACGUCAACAAGAGGGCCAUGAACAUGCUGAACGAGGCAGAGGAGAGGUACAAUGACCUGAUGAAGAAAAAGAGGAUCGUGGAGAACGACAAGGCAAAAAUCCUGCAGACCAUUGAGGAGCUGGACCAGAAAAAGAAUGAGGCUCUGAACGUGGCAUGGCAGAAGGUGAACAAGGACUUUGGCUCGAUUUUCUCCACCCUGCUGCCAGGAGCCACGGCUAAGCUGGCUCCUCCACAGGGCUGUGGUGUCUUGGAUGGCCUUGAGUUCAAGGUAGCCUUGGGCAACACCUGGAAGGAGAACCUCACUGAGCUCAGUGGAGGGCAGAGAUCCCUGGUGGCCUUGUCUCUCAUACUGGCCAUGCUGCUGUUCAAACCUGCUCCCAUCUACAUCUUAGAUGAGGUGGAUGCUGCCCUGGAUCUCUCUCAUACGCAGAACAUUGGACAGAUGCUACGCACACAUUUUAGACACUCCCAGUUUGUUGUGGUGUCCCUGAAGGACGGCAUGUUCACCAAUGCUAAUGUCCUGUUCAAGACCAAGUUUGUUGAUGGCAUGUCAACAGUUUCACGUACCGCGCUUAGCCAGAGUGACACCAACUAUCCACAGAAAGGCCACGACAAGGCUCGUCAAAAAGACAAGAGGAACAAACAGCUCAUUGGUUAAUUAUUGCACUGAAACAGCUCAACAAUCACAGUUACAUUUUCCCAGGUAUUUCUUCUUUGAGACCAUUUCAACUGUCAGAAAGUUGUGAUACUAAAUUCUGCAAUCUAUUGUGUAUAUUCUCCUAUUUCUAGGGGUUAGUAAGUCUGGGGUUUGUUCAAAUCUUUGUGUAUUUUAAUCGUUUUAUCUGUAAAUUUCAUGACUUUUCUAAGAUGUCACAUUUCUGGACUUAUUUUUUUCUUUUGCUUUUCUGCAACAAAUGGUCCAUUUUAACUGCAGCUUUGUGUCAAUAUAUUUUAGUAAAUAAAGCGGGCUAAGUAUAAA
Notolabrus celidotus (New Zealand spotty) is the source of this 4297-nucleotide messenger RNA. RefSeq names its product structural maintenance of chromosomes 2 (gene smc2). The record is from RefSeq and is a predicted model, not a curated record. Gene Ontology annotation, molecular function: ATP hydrolysis activity; protein binding; ATP binding. Gene Ontology annotation, cellular component: chromosome. Lineage: Eukaryota; Metazoa; Chordata; Actinopteri; Labriformes; Labridae. Bases 374 to 3976 code for a protein of 1200 amino acids. Gene Ontology annotation, biological process: chromosome organization. The transcript is spliced from 25 exons.